UCUACGUCUGAGGGAGGUGGCGAAGUCAAUAUUUGAACGGAGCUGUGGGAUCCGGGUGUAGGCUGUGGACUACGUGGUGCUGCGGGUUGGCGGUGGAGAGUAUUCGCGGCGGGGUCCUCCAGGCCCGGUUGUCCUUCGCACGGAAAGUGGGGCUGGAGGCGCGAGCGCGGCCGUUAGCGAGGGGGUGGAGUGCGCAUGUGCAGAGCACCGCCCACAGCUGGAGCCCGAGCCCGGCAGCGGGGGCUGGAGAGACAGCGGAGGUUUGGCCGCUGAGGGAAGCUUGAAAUGACGGAAUAUAAGCUGGUAGUGGUCGGAGCUGGUGGUGUGGGAAAGAGUGCCUUGACGAUCCAGUUGAUUCAGAACCACUUUGUUGAUGAAUACGAUCCAACAAUUGAGGACUCCUAUAGGAAGCAGGUAGUGAUUGAUGGUGAAACAUGUUUAUUAGACAUUCUGGAUACGGCAGGUCAAGAGGAGUAUAGUGCUAUGAGGGAUCAAUACAUGAGGACGGGAGAAGGAUUCCUUUGUGUAUUUGCCAUAAAUAAUAAUAAAUCUUUUGCAGAUGUUCACUUGUACAGAGAACAGAUUAAACGAGUAAAGGAUUCUGAAGAUGUUCCCAUGGUAUUGGUGGGGAACAAAUGUGAUCUACCUGCCCGGACAGUGGAUACGAAACAAGCACAGGAACUAGCUAGGAGUUAUGGGAUACCUUUCAUAGAAACCUCAGCAAAGACAAGACAGGGAGUUGAAGAUGCAUUUUACACACUGGUACGAGAGAUUCGGCAGUACAGAAUGAUAAAACUCAACAGUCAAGAUGAUAGAAACCAAGGCUGCUUGGGAUUAAAAUGCAUUAUUAUGUAAUUAGGAUAUAUUGGAUGCCUCUACGUAGCAGUCUGUGAAAAAUAUGCAACCAAAAUCUGAGCAAAAAUGGAGAAAAAGAUCAAGACUAAGUCUUUCAUGUGAAAUUGCAGACCAUACCUACCCAUUUUCUCUUAAAAAUGUUUUGACAUGUAGAAUAGUUUUACUAGGUACAGAUGCACUUGCUCAUUCUCUUUCUGUACAUUACACUAAAUUUACUGAAUUUCAUUUUUUUAGUACACUAACAAAUUAUGUUGUGUAUAGUUAUCAGACUGAGAUACAUACUAGUUUGAUAAAACUGGUUUUUUAAACAUAAAGUGCCUAUUUACUGCAACAACAGAUUCCAGUUGUUUUGGACCUUGAUGCUUACUUGAACUGCCUACUUCUGCCAAACAGUUUUCAAAUGUGUAAGUGUCGUAUCAACCUUAAAGUAUCAUAGACACUUGGCAAUUUAUGGAUACAGUUCCUGUGACAUUCACCUCAAGCAUUAAGGAGAGAAACUAAAUUAGUGAAGUUGUGUAACUGUUAAACCAAAAGGUGCAAUCUUGCUGAAAUGCAGACAGUUACUUACUACAGCCGAUCAAUGCCUGGGUAACCACUUCAACCUGUGCUAUAAAGUUACAAAGUGGUUAUACCAUACACAGUAUCUUAGUUUGUGUUAUCUCCCUUACUAAAUUAUUGUAACCCAAAACAAAUAGUUGGGUGCCUACUAUCCUGAGUUGGGGAUCAUUGAUAACAUUUCUAAAGAAUUUUUGUUCUUAAGUUUUCUGCUGUCAGUGCAGAGUUAUUGAAAAUUUUACCAGUUGGACAAAUAAUUGUAUUGGGAUUCAUUCAGACUAAAUAGGAAGCUUAGCAGUUCCUCAAUCAGUGCAGUGAGGUUCUUAAAUUGUUCUUAAAAUAAAUUAUUUUUUUUUAAAGAAACAAAUCUGAUCAGUACUGUAUUGAAUAUCUUUGUGGCUGGUUCCUAAUUAUUGUGAUUUUCAUCAGCCGUUAGCCCUAAUAGGUAUGGUGUACAUUUUUAACACCCAUUUUCACUAGAAAGCCCAAGGCUGAGAUUGAUUAAGAACAUUAAUGGGCAAAGAAGGGGAGUGAUCUGUGUGCUUUAUUUUCCCAUGUGCCUUACCUGAUCUGGGAGUGUUUGUUUUCUGUUUACAGUGCAGCCAUUCUUUAUAUUGCCAAGCAGCAUUAUCCAUUUAAACACAUUGUACAUUUCAGGCUUCUAUAACGUUGUUUUGGUGAUAUGAUUUGAUGUCCAUUGUACAAACACUGGAAACCUUAAAAGCAAAAUUAUUGGGAACACGCGCCUUUGUGCAGAAGCAUUACAGUAAUGUCUUGAAGAAAAAGAAUUUAAGUCUUGAGUUUUAUUUCUGGCCAGAGGGAAUCACAAUGCUUUUUUAAAACUAAUAAAUGAACUAUAUUUCAGGUCCAACAAUUUGCUGAGCUCCUCUUCACAACCAGAAAGCAAAAUCAAGAUUUAUAGUAGUGUUUGGUAAGCAACACUGCUUAAUUGGUAUUUUGAUUUACGAUUUAGAGUUUGUAUCUGAUAACAAUCCAUUACAAUAGAAGGUAGUUUGAGGAUGAUUUUGCAGAUAAAUCAAUUUAAAAAUUAAUAACUGUAUCACAACCAAAACAGCUGUGUGAAGUUGGAUCAUGCGCCCUUAAAUGUGUGACAGUAAUAACUAAACCCCAAAGUUAUAUGAUGGUGUAUAAUGAAAAGCGCAGGAUGUGCCAAUAAGAACAUUUUUUAAUGUCUUGGGGCUUAUUCUCCUGUCAUUCUGGGCCCUACACCCUUCACUGUACAUUGAAGGCCAAAUUGCACUUCCCUUAUUAAAAUUAUUAACUUUCCAUUUUAAGAAAGGAAAAUCCUAUAAGUAAUUCAUGUUUGGUUACAGCCUGCCCUGUUUCUUUAGUUCGUCACCAUUACCAACACACAUCACAUCUAAGUAUGGUGAUUUUUCCUGGGAACACCAAGACCAACAGGAAGAAGUGUGCUGUUCAGUUUUAGAAAGCUCCAGAAAUUGGAAAGUUUAUGUUACAUGCAAAUUUGUGUACCACAUUUUACAACAUUGAGCUUAUUCAACCCUAAAUACAUAGUAAUAUGGAGUAAAGAAAUGGGAGUCAAGCACUCAGCCCUUCAGUUCUGUUCUGCCUGAAAAUUAGAUCAUUACUGAUGUAGCAUAUUUUGGAGGCUCUGAUAAAUAUUAGCAAAUUGAACCAGACGUACUGAACCUAUAGAUGACUGCUAUUAACUGAAGACCUAAGUCAGAUUUUACAUUGCUGAGAUGUAAUUGUAUGAUGGUCACAUCUUGACCUAGGACCUUAUUCUCAUUUAAGUUCUCUGCAUGAUAUUAAACAUUUUAGUAAGCUAAAGAGUUUGGCUUACUGGAAGUUUAAACUGUGUUUUUGCUGACUUGGAGUUUGAAUUUGUUUUAUUGUUUUCGGUGCUUUUAUACUUUUAAAUAUGGCACUCCCCAAGGUGUGUGUGAUAAUGUUAAUUUGUUCUUCAAUCUCUCUUCACUGCUGAAACCUGCACCCCCUUUCAUAAUAUUUGGGAACUCAGUGGGCUGGUCCAAAUGACACUCAUCACUAGGGUUUCCUGUUAAUAGACUAGGGCAUUUUUUUUUCUACUCCUCUGAAAGCCUAGUUUUUGUAGUAUCCUAAGUUGUGCAUCACUAAUCAAUCACAAGACGUGUGGCCAGUGUCAAAAGAAUUAAUUGGCUGACUAAACAAGCUGCAAGCGAGUAGGUCAGAAAUUCCAAUGUAGAUAUGUUUCUUUAUUGUUAUUGCAUGGAAGCUUUCUAUCAGAAUUAAUAUGCUAAAGUACUGAAAAAGUCUCAAGACUAUCUAGAUUCAAUAACUGUAUGCUCCACAAAAUGCUACAAAUAGUCGUGCUUUUGUUUUGCUACAUGUGAUGUAAGCCCUUCUGCCAGAACACUAGUGAAUCAGACAUUAUCUUUUUAAACUCCAUAGGUUUACUUGAAAAUUAAUCUGAACUUUUCAUUUUGUAAACAGAUUAUCCAUACAGUUGUGAAAAUGAUUUUAUUUAAUGUUGACAUGCGUUUCCAGUUUUGUGCAGUGGCCCAAAUCAUUCUGUCAAAGCUGAUGUCAUGUUCUGAUGUAGUUAAAGUAUUAGCAUUUGUGCAAUGGCAGGGAUUUUGGUUUGCAUUUAUCAAAGCAUUUGCUGUGGUUUCAGACUGAUGACCAUUUAUUAUAGCUGUAUUAAGACUCUGAGACACAGCAUCUUUUUACAUCUCAGUUUUCAGGAAUAAGGACUUUAUAUUUUCACUACUGAAUGCUCUUUGUAGAUGGACAUACAUGGAAUAGUGUAGGUUAGAUGGGCUUGAGAUCGGUAUGACAGGUCGGCACAACAUCGAGGGCCGAAGGGCCUGUACUGUGCUGUAAUGCUCUAUGUUCUAUGAAAUAAUGUUUCUGUCCAUUUCAUAUUUCCUGCCAAAUCUAUCGCUUUGUAUUUCGAAGUUCAGGUGACAAAUGUUAUGUAAUAAUGUAUGGUUUAAAAAGUAUAAUUGAAAAGAUGUACGUUUUACCCUGUUUGAUAUUGUAUUUGUAUUCGUUGUUCAAUUCUCCCAGACUUGUGAUUCUCUUUGUUCAUUUCCUAGUCAUCUCUAAUCUGAGAUUUUAAUAUGCAUUGAUAAACUAUUAAUGUUUGUUCUAGACAAAUUUGAUGCCAUUAUUUUGACAUGUUCUUAAUGUGUGAAGUUUUUAGAAUGAGAUCUGCUGAAGUAAACUCCUCCACCACUCCCCUAACCACCUCCACCGCCCCAAAAUUCUCAUCCUCAAAAGAUGCUGUCUGUCUUGGGCUUCUACGUAGUGGAAUGGAACUUUUUUUCUGCUGAACAUGUACGUGAAGGCUCAGUUUAUUGUGGAAUAUUCUUCGUGGAGCAAUACAUUUGUGAUGCACUAAAUGAGCAUGCUCAGUGUAUUGAGAUUCAGGUAAAAAUUAGUGUAACAAAUUGAAUGACAAAAACAGACUAACAAUAUUUCUGUGGUUUUGCAGAAAGGCAUUGCUUGUGUGGGAACACUCAAAUUGCACAAAUAGCUUUUUAAAAUAGCCCUAUGAAGAAUAAUGAUCUGUGUGAUGAAAUUCUGGAAGUAUGUAUUGUUUCUUUGAAUCUAAUACUUUCAUCAGAACAAACUCUUAAUCUUUUUGUUUUGAUAUGUACAGUAGUUAGUGUUAUUUUCAUAUUCUAGAGAAGUAUUAUGUACAUGUUUGGAUAUUAGAGUGCAGGUUAGCUAGGCUAUUCUGGUUUGUAAAGCCGUGAACUAAACUUGCACUGACUAUCUCUUCUCCUGUCAUUCCCGUAUCCGCAAUCUACAACAGCAAUUUUAAAUAUGGAUAAAAUUAAUUGAUUUCAUUUUAGUUUUAAUUAUCAUGCUAUAAAAAAAAUCAGCAGAUCACAGAACUCAUCUUCAUUCUUGACACUUCCUCUCUGUCCCUCCCAUACACACAAUUUGCCAAAAAAAAACCUGGGCAGUAAUUGUGACAGUGUGUUUCUAAUGAACUGGGUUAAAUUGUCCCCGUUUUUGUUUUCUUGUUUCACUCAUCCCAGAUUCAAACAUUUGGCAGUGUUCUAGUUCUAAGUAAUGAAAAAAAAAUUUGAGUGUUCCCUUAACUGUGUACAUACUGCAUUAUUUCCCCCUUUUUGUAACUCCAGAGUAUGUCUUGUUAACUCAAGUGCUGGUUUGCUUUCAUGAUUGUGAAAAUGGCUGGCUGAAAAUAUAUUUUUGCAUGAUGUAACUGCUUUAUCCCCAUGAAGAUGUUGACUUUUUUGUAAAUAAUAUUGUCUUUUAAACUGGGAAACUUUCUGUAAAUGAAAAGAAUUUCUGAGCUCUGGGACAAAAGGAAAAAUAUAUACAAAGCACUGGUGACCUUUGAUUUCUACGGUCGUGUUUCUCCUGCAUGCAGGAACAUUCACCAUGAGCCAUUUUGCGUAUUCAAUGCAGUGAGACAAUAAAAGAGAACCUAUUCUUUAGA
Molecule: messenger RNA, 5845 nt
Organism: Stegostoma tigrinum
Lineage: Eukaryota; Metazoa; Chordata; Chondrichthyes; Orectolobiformes; Stegostomatidae
Gene: nras
Product: NRAS proto-oncogene, GTPase
Exons: 6
Coding region: 286-855 (189 amino acids)
Biological process (GO): Ras protein signal transduction
Cellular component (GO): plasma membrane
Molecular function (GO): GDP binding; GTP binding; GTPase activity
Source: RefSeq, a predicted model, not a curated record